Messenger RNA from Iphiclides podalirius (scarce swallowtail), 828 nucleotides. The record is from the annotation of a GenBank genome assembly. NCBI's taxonomy places the organism in Eukaryota, Metazoa, Arthropoda, Insecta, Lepidoptera, Papilionidae.
AUGAACUCGUGCGUCGCUCUAUCUGACCGCCUCGGUGUGGCCAUUCCUAGUGUGUACUCGAACUAUAGCGAGAUGAACUCGUGCGUCGCUCUAUCUGACCGCCUCGGUGUGGCCAUUCCAAGUGUGUACUCGAACUAUAGCGAGAUGAACUCGUGCGUCGCUCUAUCUGACCGCCUCGGUGUGGCCAUUCCAAGUGUGUACUCGAACUAUAGCGAGAUGAACUCGUGCGUCGCUCUAUCUGACCGCCUCGGUGUGGCCAUUCCAAGUGUGUACUCGAACUAUAGCGAGAUGAACUCGUGCGUCGCUCUAUCUGACCGCCUCGGUGUGGCCAUUCCAAGUGUGUACUCGAACUAUAGCGAGAUGAACUCGUGCGUCGCUCUAUCUGACCGCCUCGGUGUGGCCAUUCCUAGUGUGUACUCGAACUAUAGCGAGAUGAACUCGUGCGUCGCUCUAUCUGACCGCCUCGGUGUGGCCAUUCCUAGUGUGUACUCGAACUAUAGCGAGAUGAACUCGUGCGUCGCUCUAUCUGACCGCCUCGGUGUGGCCAUUCCUAGUGUGUACUCGAACUAUAGCGAGAUGAACUCGUGCGUCGCUCUAUCUGACCGUCUCGGUGUGGCCAUUCCUAGUGUGUACUCGAACUAUAGCGAGAUGAACUCGUGCGUCGCUCUAUCUGACCGCCUCGGUGUGGCCAUUCCUAGUGACUCGAACGAGAUGAACUCGUGCGUCGCUCUGUCUGACCGUCUCGGUGUGGCCAUUUCCUAUGUGUACUCGAACUAUAGCGAGACGAACUCGUGCGUCACUCUGUCUGACCGUCUCGGUGUGGCCCUA